Messenger RNA from Colletotrichum karsti, 810 nucleotides. RefSeq lists its product as uncharacterized. The transcript has 2 exons. NCBI's taxonomy places the organism in Eukaryota, Fungi, Ascomycota, Sordariomycetes, Glomerellales, Glomerellaceae. Bases 1 to 810 code for a protein of 269 amino acids. The record is from RefSeq and is a predicted model, not a curated record.
AUGGCAACGUCUUCCGAACCAGCAGGCCUGCUGGACGAGGGCCCUCCGUAUCGCAGCUGGAAAGAACUCUGCGACGAUGAAACUGCUCGUGUCGAUUUCUCGCCCGCCGCCAAGCGUCUCUUCUGGCCCCUCGACGGCGUCUUCCCCACCGCGCUCUCCGUCAUGAAGACGCCCCGCAGCCCGGACGACCUCGAGCCGUUCUUCCAGCAGACCCUUGAGGGCGACAUCUGGCACGAGAUCGCGCAGCUGCCCUUGACGGAGCCCAGGGUCUCGUCGAUCGAGGCGUCCGUCUACGACAUGGACCAGUGGGAGUUCGACUGGGUGGCGUGGCACGGGUGGCAUGAGGGGGAGCCGGCCGACCCGGAGUAUGUCACGUACGGCGAUCUGAGCGACGACCAUAGGCCGUACGCAACGGAGCAAAAGGAGGACGGCAGCUGGGAGGAGGACUCGGACACGGAGUUCCUCAUCCGAUGCUGUGGGGAGGACCGACCGCUCGGGAAGACGGGGCAGAAGCUCGUGGUCAGGCCGGCCGAGGGGGGCCACUUCAUCACGGUCCAUGACUACGUCAGCGCUGUGCAUCCCUGGCUUAUGGGCUUACGUCCCGAGAUCUUGCUGGCCAAGGCGGUUGCACGGCCUGAGCCGUAUCCCCAGUCGGCGGAAAUGGCGUGGAUGGUGGACAAGGGGCCGAAGCACGAGGUGACGGAGAAGCAGAGCUGGCUUCGAGCGCACGGGGGUGGCACGCCGCUUCCUGUCCCUCCCGGGGCGGCUGCGUCUUUGGCCAGGAUACGUGCGGCCCUUCGAAAGAGAUGA